Molecule: messenger RNA, 4640 nt
Organism: Dama dama (fallow deer)
Lineage: Eukaryota; Metazoa; Chordata; Mammalia; Artiodactyla; Cervidae
Gene: FRMD1
Product: FERM domain containing 1
Exons: 13
Coding region: 77-1993 (638 amino acids)
Biological process (GO): positive regulation of hippo signaling
Cellular component (GO): cytoplasmic side of apical plasma membrane; cytoskeleton
Source: RefSeq, a predicted model, not a curated record
GGGAGACCUUGUCUGGGGACUGGCCUCGCUACCUCUGGGCUCACCUCCCUCCAGGUGUGAGAGGAGGCGGGGAGCCAUGGGGACCUGGGGCGCCUGUCCCUCGGGACGCCCCUCCAGCCCCUCCGGCUUCCCCGUGGGGCCCUGGGUCUGCGGUCCACGCAGGGCCUUGGGGCCACGCUCAGUCCCCGAUCUGGAGGAGGAGGUGGUCCGCUGGGGAGAGGGGUCAGCGGGAGCAGGGUGGAGCCAGCCUGCGUGUUUAUUUGCAUUCCAGGCAUCGCGGCUACUUAGGAGCCUGGACCUUGUCCUGGCCCCAGUGCCAGCAUUUUUCCCAGCCAGGAGCUCACAGGGCACCCGUCCCCGGAAGCCGGCAGCUGGUAGCAGACGGAAGGCCCUGGUCCCGAGAACCGUGUGCGGCUGGCGGGAUGACUGCGGAGCUCCGGGACGUGCUGGUGCUGCUGCCUACACAGGAACGGCUGCGGCUGUCCGUGGGGGUGCAGGCCACGGGGCGCGAGCUCUUCCAGCAGGUGUGCGACCGGACCGGCAUCAGAGAAGCCCACUUCUUUGGCCUCAGUGUGGUCAGAAACAACGAGCACGUCUUCAUGGAUCUGGAGCAGAAGCUCAGCAAAUACUUCUCCAAGGACUGGAAGCGAGAGACACGCGGACCCCAGGGCAGCGGCAGGCCGGGCGCCCCCUUCGUGGCCUUCCUCGGGGUGCAGUACUACGUGGAAAACGGAAGGCUCAUCAGGGACCGCGCGGCCCGGCACCUGUACUAUCGCCACCUGAAGGAGCGCGUGCUGCGCUCGCACUGCGUCCACCGCGAGGAGGCCUACUUCCUGCUGGCCGCCUACGGGCUGCAGGCCGACCUGGGCAACCACCGCCGGGCGGCGCACGCCGGCUGCUACUUCCAGCCGCAGGCCUACUUCCCGCAAUCAUCGCCAAGAGGGGCAGUGCCUACAUCCUCAGACACGCGCCCGCCCUGCACCGCGAGCAGCGAGGCCUGAGCCCCCGGGAGGCCGAGCUGCGCUUCAUCCGGGAGGCCUGCCGGUUGGAGGACCUGCCAGUGCACUUCUUCAGGCUCUACAAGGAUAAGAAGGAGGACCAACCUACCAUCAUCCUGGGCCUGACGCUCAGAGGGGUGCAGGUCUUCCAGGAAGUGAACCGCACCCCACAACUUCUCUACGACUUCCCCUGGCCCCACGUUGAGAAGCUGGCCUUUCUGGGCGAGAAGUUCGAGCUCUGGCCCCACGGGCAGCCCGCAGCCCGCAGGCUCGUGUUCCGCACGGGCUGCACCUGGCGCUCCCGCCACCUGCUGCGCCUGCUCCGCACCAGCCACCAGCUGCACCUGGGCCUGCAGCGGGCGCGCCAGCAGCUGCGGCAGCUCGAGGAGGCGGAAGAGAAGCAGUGCUACCGGGAGUCCUGUGUCAGCGACGCGCCGGACGCCGACCAGGACGCGGAGCCGGCAGGCAGUGGGGACCGCGCGGGGGCAGGCGGGCGCCCCCCGUGUCUCCGCUCGCGCCUCUCGGCUGGCAUCCGCUGCAGCUCCCUCUCACUGGGCUUCGAGGUCAACCCCCAGCGCACGGGGCCCGCGGAGCCGGAGGGGAUGUCGGUGGAUGAGCCCGAGGGGGUCGCCGCGCUCCCUGCAGAGGAGCCCCCCAGCAGCCCGAGCAGCAGCCGGAGCAGCCCUGGCACAGUCGACGGCGGCAGAGCCUCCCCGCGGCAGGCGCUGGCUGUGGUGCAGGUCACGCUGGUCAGCCUGAGGGCGCCAAGCGCUGAGGCCACCCUACACCAGAUCCUGGAGCCCGAGGUGGCAGCUGGACAUGUGGACCAGCAUAGCCGAAGCCUGGACCACACGCGCCCUGAGCCCGCCCCACGCCCGGCACCCCGCGCCCGUGCCCUCGGCCGAGCUCUGGACCCCGGGCUGAGGGCGUCCGUGAACUCCCUGUCCCCCAGCCGGCUCCGGAAGGACCAGCUCCCGGAGGAGUUUGUGGUGUAGACGCCCCCAGGGGCUGCUUCACCACCGCAGGGCUCUGUCCACGCCACCCGCUCCACCUGCUUGGCUCUCUGUCCCUGCAGUGCGGCUCCAUCCAUUCGGGGCUCUGCCCACCCACCCCCAGUCCCUCUGUCCAUCUGAGCCGCCCCCCGAGGCCCCUACCUCCCCGGCCAUGCUGAACGCGGCCUCUGGCGCUGCCCCCUUCCCCUGCGGAUGUGUGGGCCAGUCUGACGGCCAGGCCUGGAGGUGCCCAGCAGGCCUCACCUACCCUGCCGUGGGGACCAUGGCCACUCUGAGCGCCUUCCAUCCGUGCCUCCAGGAGGCAGAAGCCAAAGUUUGGGGGUCCGGUCUGCACUCGGUGGGGUGUGGGCUGACUCCAACCUGCAGGGAAGGGGUCUUAGCAAGCUUCCCAGGAGCCUGGAGCUCAGGGUCACUGUCGUGGUCGCUGCACUGGCCACAGGCUCUCCAGACCACCCUGUCCGCAGCGCCUGCCACUCACAGUCCUGGGCCUGCUGGACAGGCCUCUGGGGGAGGCGUGAGCCCAGCUGCAUCGCCCCAGACCCCCGGCGGACCCCACCCUGUCCGCCGUGUGUACACAGGAGGCACCAGGCCUGGAACUGCGGGGCUGCAUGGUCCCGGGGAGCUCAUGAAUCUGGCGACACGAAGCGGGAGGGGCAGGCUCAGCCACGGUCCCCUCUGAGGGCACGGAAGGAAUGUUCCAGAAGGGAACCCUGAGCGUCCUCCUUUCGCAUCACAAGUCAGGCUCCGAAGGAGGCCCCUCCCCAUCUCCAGCCCCAGUGUCCAUCUGGCCUCAGGCCGUCUGGAUUUCCGGCAGCCCUGGCCUCUGGUCAGGUCAGCACCGGUCACCACCACCCCCAGGCCAUUUGUGGCCACCGCCCCCUCCCUGCAUCAGGAGGCCAGACGGGAGGUGGGGGCAGAUGGGGCGAGACCUCCCCCCAGGCUUCACCACCUCUCCACUGGCAGCUGAACGGCUGAGUGGAGUUUCACAGGGAUUUCUGGAAAGCACUCUAAGAGACUUUGACCCUGGCUGGAGGCUGCCCUGCGGGUGACUGAGAGGCGGCCGAGGCCCAGCGUCCUGCUCGGGGUUGGGCCCGCCGGGUGAGGGGCGCUGGGGAGGUGGGCCGCAGGUGUUCUGUCUCCCGCUAGAGUCAGGGCAGCUGCCCCUGGGCAAAGGCAUGGCCCCCAUCAUCCCACCCGGAGGGUCCUGCGUGUGCGGGCCCUUCUUGAAGCCGUCCACCUGGAGGCAGGUGCAGAGGGGCUGGGCUGGGCCUGGCUGGGGCAGGGACUGGUCUCGGGCUGGCGUUCUGUUCUCCCUGACGUUCUGGUGCACGUCUCACCUGCCUCCUGACUCAAGAUGGGCCCCUGCCUUCCUUACAGAGGCUCUGGGGGGCCGCUCUGGACAGGUGGGACUCCACGGGCAAUGCCAGCCUGAGGCAGGUGACAGGCCCCUGGGUGCGGGCUGUGUGGCUUAACCCACUGCAGGUCCUCCGGCCUCCCCCCUGCCCUCUUUGCCUGGUUGCACUGACCUGUGUGGUUCUGAGCGCUGUGCCCGAGAUGGCACUGUCCCCCCGGUUCUGCCCAUGUGUGACGACCACACAGGGACAGACGGAGGCUAAGCCCAGGGGGCAGAGGGUGCAGCCCAGUCUUAACUGGGCCUCUGGGUCCUAUCUGUGAAAGGAGUCUUGUUUGUGCACACACCGGGCACAAAUAAAGAGCUGGAUGCUGGCCCGUGUCUGCACCUAGACAGCCUGUGCUGGGUGGGCAGGGAGGCGCGGCCACUGGUGCCCAGUUGCCCUGGUGAAGGUUUCUGGGCUUCACCCCAUGGGGAACAAACUCUGCAUGGCCUGAGGAGCUUGUCAGGAAGGCCAGCCCCGUCAUUGGAGCUCACGUUGAUCUGUUUCCUUUUUUGAAGUGUGACAAGAAAGCCGCCCUUACCUGUGGUCUGGGGUUGCUGAAGGGGCCAGCAGGCAGGAUGGCAUGGGCCAGUCAGGGCGGCCUCUCCCCUAGGCGGGGGUCACCCAUGAGGUCAGGUGCGGCCCCAGGGAGGUGGCACACGGGGGCAGCCCUCCCAGCACGCAGCGCGGUCAGCACCAGGGUCCGCCCGUCAGUCCUGGGAGCAGGGGGUGCCCACACGCCCGGCUGGGCUCCCGCAAACAGGGCUCCUGAGGACACCCAGCCUGUGGCCACACGAGCAGGUGGCGAGGAUAGUGAGGCGAGGGCCUGGAGGACGGGGCGGAGCACCCGCAAACCCGCUUCUCUGCGAAUUCCCGAGGUCACAUCUGCCCCGAUCCGGAGUCCACGAUGAUCUUUUUUCCUUUAAAGGAGCUUGUGGGAGCGAGCCCAGCCCGAUGAACUGCUUUGCUGUCGCGCAGAGCUGAGCGUCAGGUUGGGGCCAGGACCCACACACACCCCUAGGCGUGCCCGUGUGUGCACACGAACGCAGGCAUACGUGAUGAGUGGACACGGCGCAGAGGAGGGACGCCCCCUUAGAGCUCCCGCCCCAGCGCGUGGAGUGGGGCGGCCAGCACAGGGCACAGUGACCCUGGGGGCGGGGCUGCCUGCGGAGGGGGCGUGUCUCGGCAAAGAGGCGGGGUUGGGGCGGGGCCUGUUGGGAGGCGCAAUGUAGGCC